UCUAUGACAGCCGCAACCACUAUCUGUCAUAAAGAUAAACUACUCUGUUUCUGUCCAUGGUUGGCUCUUCAUAGAUUCACAGAUCUAUCUGAGAUCAUUUUAUCCUUUAGAAUCUCUUUUUCUGUUUGCAGAGAGAUGCUUACAACGGCAGCAUCGUUGUUUCUAGUGGGUGUUGUGAUAUAUGCAUAUAAAAGCACAAAGCCUCCACCUCCCAAGAUAUGUGGAACACCAAAUGGUCCUCCUAUUACUUCACCAAGAAUUAGGCUGAGUGAUGGAAGGCAUUUGGCCUACAGAGAGAGGGGUGUUCCUAAGCAAAAUGCCAAGUACAAAGUCAUCGUUGUUCAUGGCUUUGACAGCUCCAAAGAUAUAUAUUUGCCUCUCUCUCAGAAAAGGAUGGAGGAGCUGGAUGUGUAUAUACUAUCGUUUGACAGAGCUGGAUACGGUGAAAGCGAUCCCAACCCAAAGCGCUCGGUGAAGAGUGAAGCACUUGAUAUUCAAGAACUGGCCGACAGAUUGGAUCUUGGCUCCACCUUCUAUCUCAUUGGAAUGUCUAUUGGAACUUACCCAGUUUGGGCUUGCCUCAAAUACAUACCCCACAGGCUAGCUGGUGUGACUCUUGUGGUUCCAGUCAUCAACUUCUGGUGGCCCUCUUUUCCUCCCAAACUGGUCAGUGAGAACUACAAGAAGCAACUAAAGAGAGACCAAAUGAAACUGCGCAUAGCACACUUCGCCCCUGGACUUGUCUACUGGUGGCUGACCCAGAAAUGGUUUCCCUACUCUUCUAUCUUGCAAAGGCACCCUAUUCUUUUUAACAAACGCGACUUGGAAACUAUACAGAAAAUGUCCAAAGUACCAAUGCCUGAUGAGCACAAGGUGCGACAGCAAGGUGUGUAUGAAUCCCUCCAUCGAGACGUCAUAGUGCAUUUUGGAAACUGGGAAUUCGACCCGAUGGAGCUCCAAAAUCCAUUCCCUAAUAAAGAGGCCUCUGUCCACCUCUGGCAAGGCCAUGCAGAUAAGCUUGUGCCGUAUGAACUGCAACGAUACGUGGCGAAGAAACUUCCUUGGAUAAGGUAUCAUGAAGUUUCCGAUGGUGGUCAUCUAAUGAUUCAUGAGGCUGGUUUGUGCGAGGCCAUGUUCAGGGAACUUUUACUUGGAGAAGAACCCUCUAUCAUAUAGGUCAUGGUUUUGUAGGUUGUGCUCCUACAUCAUGUGUAUUGUGGCCAAUUUUAUUUAUGUAGUAAAUUUCAGUUUUGCA
Molecule: messenger RNA, 1255 nt
Organism: Juglans microcarpa x Juglans regia
Lineage: Eukaryota; Viridiplantae; Streptophyta; Magnoliopsida; Fagales; Juglandaceae
Exons: 4
Coding region: 4-1176 (390 amino acids)
Source: RefSeq, a predicted model, not a curated record